Molecule: messenger RNA, 2063 nt
Organism: Microthlaspi erraticum
Lineage: Eukaryota; Viridiplantae; Streptophyta; Magnoliopsida; Brassicales; Brassicaceae
Source: the annotation of a GenBank genome assembly
AUGGUCCAAACAACCAGAAUGGAAGUGUUUCCACUGGCUCCUCGCCAGCUCAGAAGCAUCUGCAGCAGAACCAACAGCUGAGGCCACCGAUAAGCCACGGGAAUUCCCAAGGCUUUCCAACUCAUAAAGUCCAAUCUCAGCCGUUGAGUUUCCAGCAGAGGCAGCAACCUAGAGAAAAUGCGACUCAACACAGCGAAACUGUGGGAGAGGAGAGCCCGUCAACAGCAGAUAGCCGGGGUUCUCGUUCCAAUGUUGGCUAUGGCCAGAACUAUGGCAUGCAGAUGCAGCCAACCAACUUGGGUUUGAUGAGCUCAGCUGCCCCAGGUGGUGGAGUGGUCGUAUCUUCAAGCAAUCAUGGUGAAAAGAAAUCACAGCAGCAGGUUCCAAAGGCUGGUGUGGAAUCUUUUCAAAACCAGGGUUAUGCUAUGACCUUUGCGACGUUCAACGGGGCUAACGCUGCUCCUUCCCUGAACAUGUCAUCGAUUGCUCAGAAUCACGCCAUGUUCCACAGCAUUCCCGAAGCAGCUAGGCAAGGUUAUCAAAUGAUGGCUGCGAAUGUUGCUGCUCAAGCAGCCCAACAGAAAAUGAACUACAGUGCUCCAUCAGAUGAUGGAAAGUCUGGGUCUAAUGCUGUUUCUGUGGAAGAACAAAGAAAGUCGGGAGGAGGAGCAACAGGGAAAACGAGUGGUGCUAAUGCUGGGCAGUCUAUUGCUUUCUCUAACAAACACGACUUGGCUGAUGCAUCUGUUUCUGCUGUAACGAGUGGUAGCAUCGUUGAUACAUCCCGCUUGCUCAACCUUGGUUCUGCUAUGCCACAGAGUUCCGGUUCUAUGCCGACGUCUCACCAUCAUCAGCAACAACAGCAACAGCAGCAGCAGCAACAUAUGCAACAGCAACAGCAGCAGCAGCAUAUGCAACAACAACAGCAACAGCACAUGCAACGGAGUCAGUCACAGCAACCUUAUACAACCAUGUAUCUCCAGAAGCAGCAACGCUAUGCAACUUCAGUCGCUGCUUCUGCUGCUAGAACCAAAGGGCCAGUGGCGAGUAAUGGGAGUGGUUUCGCUGAUCACAACAUCACCGUAUCACCCGCCGGAACCGCCAAGUUUCCAAAUGCCAAUUCCGGGUUCCCUCAAAACCUUGUCCAGUCAAGCAGCGGUCAGGUGCAGUCUCCUCAGUGGAAUAAAAAUUCACCGAGGACAACAAACACUUCCCAAGCUCAGUCUCCUUCCAUGCUGUCGCCGUCAUCAUCAUCUGUUGCCGCUGCAUCGUCCCUGAGAAACGUAUCGCAUAAACAGCAAAACCGUCCCCAGCAAUCGCAGAUAUCAUUUGCAGCGAACUCAAAACCCAUGGCUUCCGGUUCACCAGUGCAGCAGGUGCAAGGAGGUAGCAAUAACCAGGCUCCAUCUCCACCGAUGUUAGUUGGGUCGCCUUCUACGUCUUCUGUCUCCAAAAACGCCGGCGGAAGCCCAAGAACAACUGCUACCGCUUCGUCAGCGGGGAACAAAGCUGGACAAGCUUCCUCUACUACCCACUCAUCGUCUCAGCCGUCAAAGAACGUACAGCAGUCUGCAUCCGCAGCUUCUUCCGGUGGUGGAAGGAACAACGGUCCUUCUGUUCUCGGAAACCCCACUGCAAGCUCCGGAUCCAAGUCCCAACAACAGCAACAGCAACAGAUGCCAAAGCAUGGAUUGCAACCGCAAGCCCAGCUUUUCUUUUCAAAUCCUUACAUGCAAUCUCAGCAUCAACAACAUCCACCGCAGCAGAUCACUAUCUCUCCUUCCGGUGGUUACUACAUUCAGAGACAUCAGCAACAACCGGGUUCCGCAGCUGCUAGUCCUCCAGUCACUGGAGCUGUCACCGCCACUUCAGAUCCAGCGAAAGCCAUAGCCGCUGCUGCAGCGGCUGCUAAUAACAUGAAAGGAGGAGGAGGUAUGGGGAAGACGCAGCAACACCAGCUGGUGCCUCCAGGGUUCCCGUAUGUUCACGCGGUUCAGGUUAAACCUGUAGAUCAGAAGCAACAAGCGGCUUGUGCUGGCGAGACGAAAGAGACAGAGACUUAG